Messenger RNA from Nylanderia fulva, 3618 nucleotides. The record is from RefSeq and is a predicted model, not a curated record. Lineage: Eukaryota; Metazoa; Arthropoda; Insecta; Hymenoptera; Formicidae.
AAGAGAGAAAAAAAACUCGCGAGAGGAGAGAAUAUGCAAAAAGUGCAGCUAAAAAAAAAAUACAAGCCAACGGUGCAAUUUGCAUUGUGCAAAGAGGUGUAGAUCGCGCAAGGCAACCGAGCAACAGCUGAUUGGUCGCUCGCGCGACAGCGGUGCCAUCUGCGCGACGAAUCCUCGCGGCAGUCGCGGUUAGGUCGACUAAUUUAACCGUCAUUUCAAAUCGAAUGUAACCGAUGCGACAAGCGUAUUCAGACAUCGGUGUUCGGAACGAGCAGUGUUCGGGGUGAUCGAGCGCGGUCCGCAACUUCGUCCUCGCAGAAGCGAGGCUAGGGAAGGAAAGAGGAACCCAGAGGGACCAUCGACGAGGAGCCGUUGAUCGGUGCCGACGAUCCGGUUGUUUCUCAUCUCGCAACGCGUCCCGAACGUAAACAAUCGUUCGGUAAGAAGCAGAGGGUUGGAGUUGUCCAAGAUUGUUAAAAAAUCAUAUAUACGUGCGGCCAGGCGAUGUCUUUCUCCAAGGCGAGGGUACAGCGAUUCAACGAACUUGAAAGCGAAACACCUCCACCAGGCGCUUAUGAUCCGAAAUUCGACACUAAGAUAAAAGGGUCUGUCAUCGAAAAAUCUGAUAGAUUUUUAGAUAAUAGAAGCACAGGCAGCGCAGAAUGCAAUGUUUCGAAUGUAUCAGGAAAGAGUAAUACGGUCACGUCGACUGCUGUUUUUCGAGCGCCUCAAUUGCCGCGAAAGCGAUUGGUCACGAAGUCGACACAGCCCGCUUGUAACAAUAAGGCAAAAAAUGGACAUACAUUGAAAAAUCAAAAUAUGAAAUAUGAAUCUAACCAGCAACUUGCGGAUCUUCAAGUAGAAUGUUUGAAUAAGGACAAGACUAUACAGGAACAUGAGAGGCACAUAGAGGAAAUGAAAGAAGAUGUACGAAAAUUAGAAGCCGAGAUAGAAAAGCUACACAAGAAACAAAAUGAAAUAGAAAUACAGCAUGCAGAAGAUAUAGAAGCAAUGGCUAAAAUGCAACAGGAAAUAAUAAGUAAUCAUGAUGAUAAACAUCAAGAAGAAGUGCAACUGCUUCGCCUUCAAUUAUUAGAAGUAUCUGAAGAAAGAGAACGAGAGAUCUCAACACGAAAGGCAAUGGAGACAGAACUCAGAAAUCGUGCAGCCGAACUAUCAAGAAAAAUAACAGUAUUAGAAGCUGAAUUGUAUGCCAUGAAAGAAGAGAAGAAAGCAAUGAUUGAAGCUCUUGAAACGCGCAUUGAAGAACUACAAAAUAAGUUAGAAGAGAUGAAAGGCGAUUACGAUACCGAAAUUGGAUUGUUACAAAAAGAAAAAAGUCAACUCGAUGUUUGUGUUACGGAUGUGAUUCAAGAACGAUCUAAUCUUGAAUCUAAAUUGGAAAUAAAGCAGAAUGUUAUUUUGGAACUUCAGGCUCAGUUAUCUGCUCUACAAUGUGAAUUAGAUGAACUUAAAGCCGAAUAUGAGAAACUUGCCGACGAUUCCAUUAAACGAAUUUCUGAUCUCACUGACAAACACGAGAAAGAAAUUCAACAUUUGAAAAAUGAUUUCCUGAAAGAAAAGAAAAAAUUAUUAAUGGAAAGUGAAAAUUAUAAGACAUGUGAAUCAGAAGCAAAAGUGAAAGCAAAUGAAAUGGAAGAAACAAAUUCUUUUCUUAUAGAAGAAUUAAAAGAUCUUCAAAGACUUUAUAAAGAUGUAAGCCAACGAUUGCAACAGGCUCAGACUGAAUUGGAACUCUCAAAUGAGAAACAUAUUACUAUGGUAGAAAAAUAUAAAAAGAAUUUAAAUGAUGUGAAAAAUGUACAUAAUGAAGAGAAAUUGCAACUACAACAAUUGUUAAAUAAUGCCAAAGAAGAACAUCUGAAAGAACUAGAAAAUAUUGCAUUAAUAAAAGAUAAAGAAUUAGAUGAAUUAAAACAAGCUAUCACAAAAAAGAAAGAAGAGGAAAUUAAACGAAUAAUGAAACAUGCUGAAGAAACAAUUACAAAUGCAGAAUCUGAGAAAAGAAACAAGUUAGCAGCAUGUCGUGCCGAAAACGAAGAACAUAAAAAAGUUAUUGCUAAAUGGGACGCGAAAGUCAAUGCCAUGAUGAAAGAGACACAAAACACCGUUGAAGAUGAGAUGCGACUUACAAAUGAAAGAUACAAAGCAUGCUUGCUUCGUGUAGAAACGGAACGUGUUGUAUUAGAUGAUAAACUUUCGCAAAAAGAUGCUGAAAUCGCCAAGCUCUCUGCAACACUCGAGGAGCUUAGACUAUCCAUAGAAACUCAGGAAAGUUUUAGUCAAAGUUUACAAAUUGAGCUGGAUAGAGCGGAAACUGAAUUGGCGGACAAAAGGGAAGAAUUGAGAGCUUUAAAGGAUCACAUCAGAACAGAAGCGGCUGAAAUGGUUGCUAGAAAAAGAAGGUUUGAAAUAAUAAUAGCCGAAAAUGAAGCAUCCAUUAUCGCGCUUAGUAAUCGUUUGGCGCAGAGUAAUGCUGAUGUGGAAAAACUACAGGAUGAAUUGAAACAUAGUGAGGAUUGUAUACGCGAGCAUAAAGAUCUGCUUAGUGUGAUGCGCAAUAACAGUCAAUUGGUAGAUGAGCAAAUUCAAACUCACAUGAAAGGAUUAGAUACUCAGAGAGAGCUGAUAGAUAAAUAUGAAACUAAUAAUUUAUCUCAAUUUAAAUCAAUGAAAUCUAUUUUUGAAACAAAAAUUGAGAACCUGAAACAAGAAGCAGCAAAAGAAAUUUUAAGACUUCAGAAUGAAUGCGAGCAGAAAUCUUUACUAAAUAAUGAGUUAAAGAAGCAACUUGAUGAAGAAUUAAAAAUUCUUCAUAACAUGCAAAAUCAAUUACUCAAAUUAGAAGAAGAAACUGAUGCUCUGGAGUGUAGCAAGUCACGACUGGAAUUGGAAAAUGUUAAACUUACGAAACAAUUAAAGAGCCUGGAAGAAUUAGAGAAAAAUAAUCAAUUACUUAAAGAUCAAGCAGCACAAUAUAAAAAUAUUGUAGACACUGCAAACGGUCGGAUAGAAGAGCUUUCUCAAAAAGUGGAGUGGUUCCGAGCAAAAGAAAAAGAUGCAGAGGAAGCCACUUUAUUAUUAGAGCAAAAACGAAACAAAUGGAGAUCUUUGCAAAAUGCACUUACGCAACAACUUCAAGAAGAAAAAGCGCAGCGAGAAAAAGCCGAAGAGGAAGUCAAUAAAAUUAUGGAAUUAAACAAUCAUCUCACAAAGGAUUAUGAGGAAAUUAGUGAAAAGUAUGCGGAAGUAAUCGGUCAUCAGAAUCCUAAGCAAAGGAUCAAACAUGUUGCUCACUUAAAAGACAAAAAUUAUCAGUUGGAACAGGAAUUACGUAUCAAGACCAAAUUAAUCGAGCAACAACAAAAGACUAUAGACAUGUUAAAAGAAAAGGAAGAAAAACGAUCUCAUUGGAAAGGCAAGGAAAAUGUGGGAUUGGUACAUUCGACUCCCAUUUCUUCACCGCAUAAGAUACCGCUGUCAUUAAGAAAUCAAAACGAUUAUAAUCUUAAGCAGUAAUUCAAUAACUUGUCUUCUUAACUUAUUAAUCUAGAUUAUAAUUGUUUAAAACGAGUUGUAUUCGAGAUAAUUUUCUGA